UAUCCGUAAUUUCACAAACCUCGUCCUCUUUCUUUCUUCUUCAUUCCUUCCAUUUGCAGGCAGCUUUAGAACAGAAAGCGAGGCCCACCCACAAGUGUAUCGCAAUCGUUUCUUCUUGUGGUUUAAGCUUCUCUCUUUCUUCUUCUCUUCGUACCAACGUUUUCUCUUUCAAAACUCUCUCUACAGACUUGCACAGAGAAGAAAAAAAAAAAGGAUUAAAAAGUCCCUUUGAUUCCAUCUCUGUUCCGAUUCCUUUCUUCCCAAUGUAAUUGAUAUCCCUUUUUCUCCCAAUUAAAGAAAUAUUACCAGUGAAUUAAAGUUGUCUUGGGUUUUCGUUUCUUGGGAUUGCUGUUUGGGUUUUCUUUGUUUUCAGACGUUGACGAUUGUGGAAGAUGAAAAACGAGGAUCAAACCAGGUCCCUGUUUGGGAUUUCGCUCACUGAUCGACCUAAAUGGCAGCAGUUUCUCAUUUGCAGUUCUGGGUUUUUCUUUGGCUACCUUGUUAAUGGUGUUUGUGAGAAAACGCAAGAGAAUAAAGCUAAAUCUCUGUAUAAAGCAGUGAACGUUCUGCUUUAUGAACAUGUUAUUGGUUCGCAGGAAUAUGUGUAUAAUCGUCUCAAGUUCAGUUAUGGAUGGUACUUCACAUUUGUCCAAGGAUUUGUUUAUCUGGCACUUAUUUAUCUCCAAGGUUUCACCACCAAGCAAAUGGUUAACCCAUGGAAGACAUAUGUGAAACUGUCAGCUGUUCUCAUGGGAUCUCAUGGAUUAACCAAGGGCUCCUUGGCUUUUCUGAAUUAUCCAGCACAAAUUAUGUUCAAAUCUACCAAGGUGCUUCCUGUUAUGAUAAUGGGAGCCUUCAUUCCUGGCUUGAGAAGGAAAUACCCUAUUCAUGAGUAUAUCUCUGCUCUUCUUUUAGUGAUUGGAUUGAUCCUCUUCACCUUAGCAGAUGCACAGACUUCUCCAAAUUUUAGUAUAUUAGGUGUUGUUAUGAUAAGCGGUGCUCUUGUCAUGGACGCCUUUCUCGGGAAUUUGCAGGAAGCCAUUUUUACUAUGAAUCCUGAUACUACACAGACUGAAAUGUUAUUUUGCUCGACUGUAGUUGGCCUCCCUUUCUUAGUAGUACCGAUGGUGUUAACGGGAGAGCUGUUUCGAGCCUGGACUUCCUGUGCUGAACACCCGUAUGUCUACGGAGUCUUGGUGUUUGAAGCCAUGGCAACAUUUGUUGGUCAAGUGUCUGUUCUAUCCCUCAUCGCCAUUUUUGGCGCUGCCACAACCGCAAUGAUAACAACUGCAAGAAAAGCAGUCACUCUUCUACUUUCAUACCUCAUAUUUACCAAGCCAAUGACAGAACAACAUGGAAGUGGGCUGCUUCUUAUAGCCAUGGGAAUUGUACUGAAGAUGUUGCCUGACAACAAAUUGCCUUCAAGACCAGCAAAAUCUUCACAUAGAGUAGAUGAUAACCAGUUAGAUGAGGGAAAAGAAGAAGAUGAAGUGAAGAGGCCAUUGGUUUAAUUAUAUAUCCUUUAAUGGAGUGUUCAUGUAGUGUGUCUAUCAAAUAAAGAGUUUCCCUUGUUUUUUUUGUUAUGAUUUUUUUUUUUUUUUUACUUAGAUUUCCAUAAGUGCUUAUUUAUUCUCUUUUACGUUUUGCAAAGUUGUUACUAGAAAUGAAUGUAAAGUUAGAGAAAAUAGAGAAUAUUUAUACCCACAAGCUUAUUUUUCACUUGUUACCCAAUGUCAAUUUUGGAAGUACAGCUGAUUGGUAAAGAUUUUUUAUUUUUAUAUUUUUGGGUUA
Benincasa hispida (wax gourd) is the source of this 1791-nucleotide messenger RNA. Its product is annotated as UDP-galactose/UDP-glucose transporter 2-like. Lineage: Eukaryota; Viridiplantae; Streptophyta; Magnoliopsida; Cucurbitales; Cucurbitaceae. Gene Ontology annotation, molecular function: 3'-phosphoadenosine 5'-phosphosulfate transmembrane transporter activity. Gene Ontology annotation, cellular component: Golgi membrane; endoplasmic reticulum membrane. Gene Ontology annotation, biological process: 3'-phosphoadenosine 5'-phosphosulfate transport; transmembrane transport. The record is from RefSeq and is a predicted model, not a curated record.